This is a messenger RNA of Brienomyrus brachyistius, 1064 nucleotides long. Its product is annotated as cytochrome P450 2K1-like. Gene Ontology annotation, cellular component: intracellular membrane-bounded organelle; cytoplasm. NCBI's taxonomy places the organism in Eukaryota, Metazoa, Chordata, Actinopteri, Osteoglossiformes, Mormyridae. Gene Ontology annotation, molecular function: oxidoreductase activity, acting on paired donors, with incorporation or reduction of molecular oxygen, reduced flavin or flavoprotein as one donor, and incorporation of one atom of oxygen; iron ion binding; heme binding. The transcript is spliced from 6 exons. The coding region runs from base 17 to 973 and encodes 318 amino acids. Gene Ontology annotation, biological process: xenobiotic metabolic process. The record is from RefSeq and is a predicted model, not a curated record.
CAGCUGUCUAAAACUUAUGGAUCUGUGUUCACUGUCCACAUUUGUCCCCAAGAAAGUCGUGGUUCUUACCGGCUUUAAGACUGUGAAAGAGGCUCUAGUCAACCAUGCAGUGGAGUUUGGAGAACGGGAGAUAUCGCCAAUAUUUUAUGAUUUCAACGAAGGCCAAGGAGUCCUGUUUUCCAAUGGAGACUCGUGGAAGGAGAUGAGACGCUUUGCUUUAUCCACCCUUCGGGAUUUGGGGAUGGGAAAACGAGGAAGUGAGGAGAAGAUCAUUGAGGAGAUCCACUACAUGUCAGAGGUGUUUGAAAACUUCAAAGGCGAACCCUUUGACACAUUGCAGGUAGUGAACUACUCAGUCUCCAACAUCAUUUCCUCCAUCGUCUAUGGCAGUAGGUUUAAAUACGAUGACCCAGAGUUCCAAAGGAUGGUCAUCAGGGCGAACGAAAACAUCAGGCUCACCGGAUCACCUGCCAUCCAGAUGGCAGAACAUGAUACAAUAGAAGAACAGAAAACUCAUGUCAAAGGUCCUCCGUAUACAGACGCCGUCACCCACGAGAUACAGAGACUGGCCAACAUUGUUCCAAUGAGUCUCCCUCACAUCACAAGCUGUGACGUGGUCUUCCAAGGAUAUCACAUCAAGAAAGGGACCACUGUCAUCCCGCUGUUGACGUCUGUACUUUAUGAUGAGAGUGAAUGGGAGACUCCCCAUACCUUCAACCCCGGCCACUUCCUGGACGAUCAGGGCCGAUUCAGAAAGAGGGACGCCUUCAUGCCCUUCUCUGCAGGGCGUCGGGUGUGUCCUGGCGAGAGUCUGGCCAGGAUGGAGCUCUUCCUCUUCUUCACCUCACUCCUGCAGAAGUUCCGUUUAAAUCCACCUCCUGGGGUGUCUGAAUCUGAUCUGGACCUCACUCCAGUUGUAGGUGUAACACUUAACCCGUAUCCCCAAAAACUGUGUGCUUUAAUCCGAAGGUGAAGAUCCUGGAUUCUGAAAAUAACCAAAAGACAUGAGCUAUGAUAGAAAAUACUGAUUUACAUCAACAAGUAAUGCAGCAUUUAAAAAUGUA